This is a messenger RNA of Seminavis robusta, 552 nucleotides long. NCBI's taxonomy places the organism in Eukaryota, Bacillariophyta, Bacillariophyceae, Naviculales, Naviculaceae. The record is from the annotation of a GenBank genome assembly.
AUGACGGCUUGGCACUUGGCACUUGGCACUUGGCACCACGAUUAUACGGCGCUCACCACUCACCCAACGUUGUGCUGGUGCUCGCUACCGGUAGGUAGCAGAGUAGCAGCUGACAUGAAUUGGUUUAGAGAAGGAAAAAGUCAACGAAAGCCUACUAAGCGUAUUGGAGAACAGUCCAAGAAGAAGAGACAGUCUGGAAAAUGCAGUGCCUCGCUGGCUGCUAAACGGAGCCAAUGGGUACAGAAGAACUUAUGUUUUGUCUGCAAUGAAGAAGCUGAUAGAAAAGAGCUCAGCGCUUGUCAGUGUUACAAGGAUCUUGGAGUGUCAGGUUUCGGUUUGAUCAUUUGCGAUUAUUGCUGUGAUGAUGAGGGUGCAACCUGCUUGGGUUGUGAGGACACUCUUUGCCUUCAAUACUGUGAUUUCACAGAUUGUCAUGCGUGUAGCACGUCAAUCUGCAAGAGUUGCCUGGAUUCUAAACAUCACGAGGGUAAACUUGCUUCUACAUGUGGAAGCUGCAAUGAGCUGUAUUGCAAGCAAGGAGUGCACGGAUGA